Puccinia triticina is the source of this 1248-nucleotide messenger RNA. RefSeq lists its product as uncharacterized. Bases 1 to 1248 code for a protein of 415 amino acids. The record is from RefSeq and is a predicted model, not a curated record. The transcript is spliced from 3 exons. Lineage: Eukaryota; Fungi; Basidiomycota; Pucciniomycetes; Pucciniales; Pucciniaceae.
AUGCCUGCUCUCACCGCCUACGCCCACGCCCCAGCCCACGGAGCUGGAUGGCCAUCGAUGAACAGCAGCAACAAGCCAUCGCUGGUCCCCCGGACCGGCUCCUCAUGCUCGCAAUCGGCACUUGCCCCGGCAUCGCGUCUCAGGAAAAGCAAAUCUACCAACAGCCAGCUCCACCAGCAACAGCAACAGCCUGUCCUCCUCGUCACUCCCUCCCCACCCAAUGCUGUCAGGGGCAUCCUAACCAAACACUCAUCCCUGCUCAACUUAUCCUCUCGCAUCUCCACCGCAGUCCUCGAAAGAAACCCUGCUCUAGCCCUGGUCAUCGGACAGCCCUCAGCACCACCGCCGACGAGCGCCCAGCCAGUCACCAAGAAGGUGCGCUUCUCGGGCAAUCUAGGAGACGGCGGCGCGCGAGCUCAGGAGCGGAUGGGCUCGUCGUCGUCGGCGCCGUCUGGAUGCGGGUGUGCAAGGCAUUGUCGGGGCCAGACGCCGACGGAGGGAGCGGAGGCCUGCCGACAACUAGAGCCGGUGAUCGAGACGAUAUUCCUGACCUACUCGCGCUCGGCGUACGACCGCUCGCCGAUCGCUGUGGACCGGGUGUUCAACAAGUCUCUCGCGCUGCCUCCGCGGACGGAGGAAGACAGCGACUGCGGUAGCGGCCGGUGGCUGGCCGACCUGCUUCCCGUCUCCGCCGCCUCCCCACACACCCUGCUCCUCCCCGCAGGACCCGUCGAGCGGGGCUUCCCAUCCGAGCUCGGAUCCGACCAGCAUCUGGAGGCCAAGAUCCUGCUGCCCCUUGCCACGCUCGAAGACCCGGCGUCUGCAGACCCGCUGGAUGCGCACCACAUCUACGUGGCCACCGAGUCGCCCGAGGCCGUCGACUGGCCCUCGCGCCCGGAGAUCUUCGGCCAUUCCUGGUUCUCAUCCGAGGACGCCCGCAGCGAGUCCACCGCCUCCUCCUCGAGCUCCCAGGAGCCCAACACCCCCGCCAUCGCCGCGCUCUUCCCCCACGCCCCGCUCAACGCCCUCCUUGCGCCCAUACCUGUCUCCGUGGCUCCCUCCGACCAGGCUUGUAGCCUCUCCGUCGAAAACCUCGCCCACCAUGCUUUCGAAAACCUCAGCCUUAACGGCUCCGACCUCCCCUUCCCCCCAGCUUGUGUGUCGCUCGAUGCCGACCCCCUGUGUGGUUUCGGCAAUUGGACUAGGGGUCAAGUCUUCGACUCUUGCGACGCUUUGGAUGGCUUUUGA